This is a messenger RNA of Vigna radiata var. radiata (mung bean), 1725 nucleotides long. RefSeq names its product ankyrin repeat-containing protein ITN1-like. Gene Ontology annotation, molecular function: protein phosphatase regulator activity; protein phosphatase 1 binding. The record is from RefSeq and is a predicted model, not a curated record. Gene Ontology annotation, cellular component: plasma membrane. Lineage: Eukaryota; Viridiplantae; Streptophyta; Magnoliopsida; Fabales; Fabaceae. Bases 1 to 1725 code for a protein of 574 amino acids. The transcript is spliced from 3 exons.
AUGGAUAGAACCAAGUUUGAAGAUAAUGUUAAUCAGCACGAACCUAACACUCCGAGGAAAGCCACUUUGGUCCUCUCAUCUUCCGGGAACGCUCUUCUGGUUUCCAACUCCGGCAAGUUCCUUUCGUCCUCCAAGCCCGUCGCUGGCCAGAAGAGGUACGUCAGGCAGGUGACGGGGCGCCACAACGACACGGAGCUCCACCUGGCGGCGCGGCGAGGCGACUCGGCGGCAGUGAGGGAGAUUAUGGACGUGAUCAAUGCCCAGAUGGUGGGGACUCAAAGCAGCUGCGAUUUCGAUGCGGAGGUUUCGGCCAUAAGGUCUGCCAUUGUGAAUGAUGUGAAUGAGUUGGGAGAGACGGCGUUGUUCAUUGCCGCUGAUAAAGGGCACCUUGAUGUGGUCCGAGAUAUUCUGUCAUAUUCUUCUACCGAAGGGAUUUCGUCGAAGAAUGAUCUAGGGUUUGAUGCCUUUCACAUUGCUGCUAGCCGUGGUCACUUAUCUAUUGUUAAGCUGCUACUAGAAUAUGAUCAGGGGCUUAUGAAGACAGUUAACCGAUCAAAUGCAACCCCUCUUAUAUCUGCAGCCACUGGGGGGCAUACGAGUGUUGUUGAACUUUUGCUGUCACGUGACCCUAAUCAAAUAGAAUUAUCUAGAUCAAACGGAAAGAAUGCACUUCAUUUGUCUGCCCGCCAGGGACAUGUUGAUGUUGUAAAUUUGUUGCUCGCGAAGGAUAAACAACUUGCUAGAAGAACUGAUAAGAAAGGCCAAACUGCACUGCACAUGGCUGUGAAGGGUGUGAGUUGUGAAGCAGUGAGGAGCAUUCUUCGAGCUGAUGCAGCAAUUGUCAUGCUGCCAGAUAAGUUUGGCAAUACUGCAUUGCACAUAGCCACAAGGAAAAAGAGGGUAGAGAUAGUGAAUGAGCUAUUGCUUCUUCCAGACACGAACGUGAAUGCCUUAACAAGGGACCACAAAACAGCUCUUGAUAUUGCUCAAUCCCUUCCACCAUCAGAAGAAAUAUUAGAGAUAAGAGGUUCCCUAGUUCUUAACGGGGCACUCAAUGCGAACAAUCUGAACCAGACAAGGGAUGAGCCCAUCAGGAACACCGUGACGCAGAUUAGAAAUGACGUUCGCUCACAGCUCAAACAAACUCGCAAAACCAACAUGAACGUUAACGGAAUCGCCAUGGAGCUACGCAAGUUGCAAAGAGCAGGUAUCAACAACGCCACCAACACAGUAACGGUGGUUGCAGUUCUCUUUGCUACGCUUGCAUUUGCUGCCAUUUUCAGUGUUCCCGGUGGAGAUUUUGAUACUGGGGCGGCAGUGAUGGAAGGCACAAUACCUUUUGAAGUCUUCUUUUUGUGCAAUUCCGUAGCGCUUUUCACGUCACUGGCUGUUGUGGUAGUUCAGAUCACCCUUGUGAGAGGGAGAACAAAGUCUGAGAUGAGGGUGGUGAAGGUGAUCAAUAAGAUGAUGUGGCUAGCAUCUAUAUGCACCACUGUUGCAUUCAUAUCAGCGUCAUAUAUAGUACUUGGUAGGCAUCAUAAGUGGGCUGCAAUACUUGUCACUGUUGUUGGGGGAGUUACAAUGGCUGGUGUUCUUGGUGGUAUGACGUACUAUGUGCUCAAGAGUAAACAUUAUCAAAUAGGCAGGAAGAAGAACACAUUCAUGAGUAGAUCAAACUCCGGCUCAGAAACUGAAGUAGAAGCAGCACAAAUUUAUGCCAUUUGA